Molecule: messenger RNA, 1485 nt
Organism: Plectropomus leopardus (leopard coralgrouper)
Lineage: Eukaryota; Metazoa; Chordata; Actinopteri; Perciformes; Serranidae
Gene: gch2
Product: GTP cyclohydrolase 2
Biological process (GO): tetrahydrobiopterin biosynthetic process; tetrahydrofolate biosynthetic process
Cellular component (GO): cytoplasm
Molecular function (GO): GTP binding; zinc ion binding; GTP cyclohydrolase I activity
Source: RefSeq, a predicted model, not a curated record
CGGCUCCGGUCCCACCGCCAAACAGGAUCUCCUCAAACUGAGUCAAGUUUCCUGGAGAGGCCUGAGACAGGAGGAGGGAGUCAGAUGGACAACAGUCAAAAGACGAUCCUUUCUUUUAUUGGUUCAUCUAGACGUGCAAAAACAGCAGAAACCCCUCUGCCCACCUAUGAAUUUAGAUAAAUCAGUUCAGCCUCACCUAGCAUAUCUCCUCACAUCCUGCAAACUAAUGGAUACACGAAGCACCCUGGAUCCUCAAAAAACUGUUUGACCAAUGAUGCGCACGCGGCGCUGGAGUUUCGGCUUUAUAAACUCGGUGAGCACCGGGAGCAGGGUUACCAGACCUGCAGAGGAUCUCGUCUGUGCACCUCUUCCUCCAGAGUCAGAAAACGCUCCGACAUGAACGGCCACUGCAACGCAAAGGUCAACGACACCGCGGAGGAUUUCCACCUCACCAAGGGCUUCAGCGACCUCAUCAUAGACAGCAAAAGCAAGUCCGCAGUGCGUCGCAAGCACGAGACGUCCCGCAAAGAGGAUGAGGACAACUCCCGCUUACCUGCGCUCGAGGCUGCCUACACGAGCAUCCUGCGGGAGCUCGGAGAGGACACGGACCGGCAGGGGCUGUUACGCACGCCGCUGCGCGCCGCCAAAGCCAUGCAGUUCCUCACCAAGGGCUACCACGAGACCAUCGACGACAUCCUAAAUAACGCCAUAUUUGAUGAAGACCAUGAUGAGAUGGUGAUUGUGAAGAACAUUGACAUGUUUUCGCUGUGUGAACAUCACCUGGUGCCCUUUUUUGGCAAGGUUCACAUCGGGUAUAUUCCCAACAAAAAAGUGGUGGGACUGAGCAAGCUGGCAAGGAUUGUGGAGAUUUUCAGCCGGAGGCUUCAAGUUCAAGAGCGUCUGACCAAGCAGAUUGCAAUGGGAAUAUUAGAGGCUCUGCAGCCAAAAGGUGUAGCUGUGGUUAUUGAAGCAGCGCACAUGUGCAUGGUCAUGCGUGGUGUCCAGAAGAUGAACAGUCGCACAGUGACGAGCACUAUGCUGGGAAUUUACCUGGAGGAUCCCAAAACCCGGGAGGAGUUCCUGACUCUUUCACAGAAUGACUAACACACGUCGGUCGCUCCUCAGGCUUCGGUACACAGUAGCACAUGAAAGCUCCAGAGUAACAUUUGAUCCGCGUCUGACUUGUAACAAAACGUACAAACCAACAGCAGGAAACAUGAAGCUGCUGUUUGACGCAGGAUCCGAGCCAACUCUAGAGCUCAAACCUCAGUACACUGAAGCCUGAUAGAUUUCAGUCCUGCUGCAGAAAUCCAUCACUGUGAACUUUAUAGGAAAUAGAAGCCUCAUAUUCUUGGUGCCUUCGGUAGAUAUUUUUCGGUUUUAUACUGCAAUAUUAUUGUUAUAAAGUAAACCUAAUGAUGUUUUAACAUGCUAGUGCUUUUAAUGAUAAGUUUUUCCCUUUUUUUUCUUUCAUGGGAAUUUCAU